Molecule: messenger RNA, 1982 nt
Organism: Condylura cristata (star-nosed mole)
Lineage: Eukaryota; Metazoa; Chordata; Mammalia; Eulipotyphla; Talpidae
Gene: GARIN3
Product: family with sequence similarity 71, member B
Exons: 3
Coding region: 1-1836 (611 amino acids)
Cellular component (GO): nucleus
Source: RefSeq, a predicted model, not a curated record
AUGAGUGGUGAGUGCUUGUUACCUUACUACACAGCCCACACCUACCGUUCCAUGGGUGUGUUCAAUACCUCCAUGGGAGAACUGCAACGACAGCUGUACAAGGGAGGAGAGUAUGAUAUUUUUAAAUACGCACCCAUGUUUGAGAGCGACUUUAUCCAGAUCAGCAAAAAAGGAGAGGUGAUUGACGUGCACAACCGCGUGCGCAUGGUGACCGUGGGCAUUGCCUCCACCAGCCCCAUCCUCCCACUCCCUGAUGUCAUGCUGCUGGCCCGUCCAACUAAAGGCUGUGAAGAGCAUCACACCAGACUUGCCCGGUCCUCCAGGGGUAAAGGACGCAGGUUCACCAAGACCCUCGAGCUCACCAGGCUACUCCCCUUGAAGUUUGUCAAGAUCUCCAUCCACGAUCGUGAGAAACAACAGCUGCGCCUGAAGCUGGCCACUGGUCGCACGUUUUACCUGCAACUGUGUCCCUCUUCUGAUGCACGAGAAGACCUCUUCUGCUAUUGGGAAAAACUUGUCUAUCUCCUGAGACCACCAGUGGAGAGCUGCAGCAGUAGUCCAACACUCCAGACUGGGGAUAUGACCACAGAGGAUGACAAAAGUUUGGCGGUAAGCAUUCACAGAGAUGCAAGAGAAGGGGAGACUGUGUUUCACAAACUUAGAGACGUGUCUGGAAUCUCCUCUUCUGCUUAUGCUGGGGGAGAGGGAAUCCAGCAUGCCCCUCGUGGUGGAACAUCCGUCAGCCCGAAAACCCCACUAAAUGCACGCAGAGCUGCAAGCUUCCCGGCCGGGGGCCUAGCUGUCGCCGGGACCCGUUCGAGCCCGGCCGGGGGAAUGACUGUCGCCGGGACCCGUUCGAGCCCGGCCGGGGGCGCUGCGAGCAUCGCCGCCACAAAGUUUGGGGGCCCGGGCCCGAGCCCCGGGAGCGCGGCCCUGGCCGGAGCCGCCACCAAGGCCCCGGGAGAAAGCGGCUCUGGCAAGAUGAUAGCUGUUGCUGCCAACAUGUCUUCCGAGAGCACCAGCGCUGCCCCGGCCGGCUCAGCCAGCACGACCUCGGUGGGCGUGUCCACCGGCACGCCCGGCACCGUCAGCCCGUCCCGGCUCAGCAGCAUGAGCGUGGUGUUCGCUGGCGCGAUCACGGCGCAAUCACCCUCCACCGAGCGAACCCAGUCCCCAGCGCCCCUGGUGUCCACGCUGAAGAGCGAAGGCUACAUGAGCGAGCGCGACGGCAGCCAGAAGGUCAGCCAGCCCGGCGCCAGCAACCGCAAAGAGAGGAAGGAAAGAAGAGAAAAGAAAGACAGAACUUCCUCCAGGAAGAGUUCCCGCCACCACCGGACUGGGGAAGCUCACCACAGGACUGGGGAAGCUCACCACCGGUCUGGGGAAGCUCACCACCGGUCGGACAAGUCCACCCGGAAGUCAUCCUCCCACCGCUCGGUGUCCGGCCACGGGGGCUCUAAAGACAAUAAAAAGGACAAAGGGCAGAGCAGCCGGGGGCGGGGCCGCAGCUCCCACAAAAGCUCCAGCCACAGCUCCACCGGCAAGGAGGCCAGGACAGCACCUAAGGUGGCCAAGAGCCGGUCGGGCACCAACUCUGCUACUCUCAGCAAGAAAUCCAGUAAGAUCGGCUCUUUCUUCCGGAGUUUCAAGGUCAUUCCGGGUUCAAAGCCAUUACUCACACAGGACAGAGGAGUGGACAUCGUGGCCACGUCGGUGGAGAAGCACAACAUCGAAGCCAAGUUGGAGAAAUCUCCCGAUCGCUCGGACCUGGAGAUUAGUGGGACUGUGACAUCUGAGGUGACAGAGACCAUAUACAUAGAAGCCAAAUCCACUUAAACCGCAGCCGGGCAGGAAGCCGCCGUGGAGACCCAGCCUCGGGGAAGUAUCCCUACAGAGUAAAUUCCAACUUUCUUUAAUAAAAGAAGCAACCGAUGUCAAAAGAAAUGCUGUCUUCUGUUUGUUUCUAAAUCCAUUGGUAAUGA